UAAUAUUUAUAUGUUUUUUUUCUGGAAUUGGUUCCUGUUUAAUGAGUGUGUGCGUUUCCCGCUGUGUGAUGUGUGCGGGACGAAGCAGCUCUGCGGGUACGGGUGAAGGGGGCGUCCGCCUGGCUGGCGGGUCGUUGGCGUCUUGGGAUGGUGCAGCGUCCUCAUCCACCCCUCAUCUCCUCCCCAAGUCUCUCUUCCUCGAACCCGGCUUCUGUCUGGGGGGCAGGCAGACCCCCCACCGGCUCUGCUCGGACCCAGGGCCCCUGAGCACCCAAGACUGCAACAGGACGAGCGACCACAACCCCCCCGCGCCCCCCAAACAGAGACCCCACACAACGGGACCCAAACCUCAAGCCACUCUCUGCACCCUCGAGGGGACCGGAGUACCCGUCCCUGGAAUUGAAGGGGGCGCCACUCCUUCCUGUGUGCUGUUGCUCAUCGAGAAGUUUGAGAGGGAUCCCCCAGAGGAAGUCUGCUCCCCGGCCGAUAGGCUCCUGGACUCCCUGCAAAUGAGGGACCCGCUGGCCGAUCAAUCGGGUUGCUGCUCCGAGCAGUUGGCCCUGCCUCCUUCCGGCCUGAGCGACGGCAAGAUGGCCAAUCGGGACAGCGGGAUCGACAGUAUCAGCUCGCCGUCGCACAGCGAGGACCUCUGCUUCGCGGGAGAGGAGGAGAGGGGGGCGGGGGAGAGGGAGAGGCCACUCCCCUCAUGUCCUGUUAGCCACAACCACAGGGAGGAGGGGGGCAGAGACUCGGAGGGGGAUAGUGAUUUGGGGGAGGGGAGCGGAGACGAGGAAAGCAGCGAGUCCCCGAAUCAGUCAGAGGAGGUGCAGGCUGUACCCUCCAAAACCAAGAGACAGGAUUCUUCAGAGUUCUCGGCACAGCAGAAAGUGUUCAGUAUUGCGAGCGAGCUCCUGCACACCGAGCAGGCCUAUGUGUCCAGGCUGCACCUCCUGGACCAGGUGUUUUGUGCCCAGCUCCUGGAGGAGUCUCGCUGUCACGGUUCUUUCCCCUCUGAGGUUGUCAUGAGGAUCUUCUCCAACAUCUGCUCCAUCUACCGCUUCCAUCAGCAGUUCCUGCUCCCUGAGCUCGAGAAACGCAUGCAGGAGUGGGACUCAAACCCGCGGAUCGGGGACAUCCUGCAGAAACUGGCCCCUUUUCUGAAGAUGUACGGGGAGUAUGUUAAGAAUUUUGACCGCGCCAUGGAGCUGGUCAACUCCUGGAUGGAGCGAUCAGCGCAGUUCAAAGGGAUCAUCCACGAGAUCCAAAAGAAGGAGGUGUGUGGGAACCUGACCCUGCAGCACCAUAUGCUGGAGCCGGUGCAGAGGAUCCCGCGCUACGAGCUUCUGCUCACGGAUUACCUGAACAAGCUGCCGCCCGACGCCUCUGACAGCAAGGACGCCGAGAAGUCUCUGGAGCUCAUCGCCACAGCUGCAGAGCACUCCAACGCUGCCAUUCGCAAGAUGGAGCGAAUGCACAAGCUGCUGAAAGUCUAUGAGCUGCUGGGGGGGGAGGAGGACAUCGUAAACCCCACAAAUGAGCUCAUCAAAGAGGGGCACAUCCUGAAGCUGUCAGCCAGGAACGGGACCACGCAGGACAGAUACCUAAUCCUGUUCAACGACAGGCUGCUGUACUGCGUUCCCAAGCUGCGCUUGAUCGGGCAGAAAUUCAGCGUCCGAGCGAGGAUCGACGUAGAUGGGAUGGAGUUGAAAGAGACGAGCAUCUCCUGGACCUUCCUGGUUUCCGGUAAGCAGAGAUCCCUGGAGCUACAGUCCAGGACUGAAGAGGAGAAGAAAGACUGGGUUCAGGCAAUUCAGACCACCAUUCAGAAGCAUGAACAGACACUAGAAACUUUUAAACUGCUCAACAUGUCUUUUAGAGAAGAGGACUACACCCCCCCUCCUAAUUCACCACUGAAUCUGGGGUGCCGGGCCCCUACCCCCAUCAGAGAGAAGGAGGUCACUCUCUGCAUGACGUGCCAGGAGUCCUUCAACUCCAUCACCAAGAGGAGACAUCACUGCAAAGCCUGUGGACAUGUGGUGUGUGGGAAGUGCUCUGAGUUCCGCGCCAGGCUGCUGUACGAUAAUAAUCGUCCGAACCGCGUGUGCGUGGACUGCUACACAGCGCUGCACGGGGCCCCGCCCACUCCGGGCUGCCCCGCCCAUGCCCCUCCCCGGAGACGUCGCUCAAUACUGGAGAAGCAGGCAUCAGUCGUGGCUGAGAACAGUGUGGUCUGCAGCUACAUGCACUUCAUGGAGAAGGGGGCAGGGCGGGGCUGGCAGAAAGCGUGGUUCGUGGUUCCAGAGAACGAGCCACUGGCUCUGUACAUCUAUGGAGCUCCGAAGGAUGUGAAGGCUCAACGCAGUGUUCCUCUGAUUGGGUUCGAAGUCUCGGUCCCAGACGCUUCCGAUAAACUGGAGCGGCGCUCCGCCUUCAAGAUCACCCAGAGUCACCUGACCCUGUACUUCAGCGCGGAGGGGGAGGGGCUACAACGCCGCUGGAUGGAGGUUCUGACCAGGGCGGGGCGGGGGGAGGAGCCGACUGGCCACACCUCCAUCUCCGAGGCAGAAGAGGAAGGGGAGGGGCCAGCGGGUGAGAGCACAUGGUCUCAGAACAGCUUUCAGUUUUACAACGCACUGAAGACCCCUCGUGUCCAAGACUUUUAG
This is a messenger RNA of Polyodon spathula (Mississippi paddlefish), 2663 nucleotides long. RefSeq names its product FYVE, RhoGEF and PH domain-containing protein 1-like. The transcript has 19 exons. Gene Ontology annotation, molecular function: metal ion binding; guanyl-nucleotide exchange factor activity. Bases 42 to 2663 code for a protein of 873 amino acids. Gene Ontology annotation, cellular component: cytoplasm. Gene Ontology annotation, biological process: cytoskeleton organization; filopodium assembly. The record is from RefSeq and is a predicted model, not a curated record. NCBI's taxonomy places the organism in Eukaryota, Metazoa, Chordata, Actinopteri, Acipenseriformes, Polyodontidae.